AUGUCUGUAUCUCAGGUUAAUGGUCUGAACUUUAGUCUUUUGCUUGAUGAGAUUGAAUCAGGAAGCAGUGGGUCACUGGCGAAUGUCAUUCGCAAGCUACGCGAAAAUGAAGUAGCAGCAUACAAAGCGCAUGUUGGAGGUCCGACUGGCGAGCUGAUCGCAAGUUUCAUUGCUGCUCUUGACUUACGUGCAUCUGAACACAAUGCUGAGAUAGAAAAAACAUGUAGUUAUCAUUAUCAAAGUUUUGUAGACUCCACAAGAGAGCUACUUGAUAUACAACAAAAUGCGGAAAGUCUGGAGAGAGGUUUACGGACACUGAAUGUUGAAUUGGAAGUAACUGUUAAUAAAUUUAGCGAAUCUUGUGACAAAUUAGCUGCUUGCAAACAAACUUUGGAUCACGUCAAUCAGUGUAUUGAGGCAAUUCAAAUCAGUCUUCCAAUAUUAGAGCAGUACUCUCGCAUUGAGCAAAGCAUUGCUGAUGGAAGGUAUUACCACGCCCUGAAAAAUCUUGAAGACUUAGAGCACUCUCAGCUGGAUCUCAUACGCCCUUUCGCAUUUUCCGAAAUAAUAAUACAUCGCAUACCGAAAACAAGAACGGGCAUCAAGAACGCAAGUCUUGGUGAAUUAACUGAUUUUCUUGAAUAUAUAAGGAAAAAUUCUGUAAUUCUCGGCGCUUUUGCUAUGCAAGAAGCUGCUCGCUCAUCGGGGAUUGAUAGUGAAGCCCUGGUUGAUACUCUGGCGACUAAUGGAUAUAAAGAAGCACCUCAAGACAAAGAGUCGAAUGCAGAAUCACGUCAACAGCUGUCAGUGAAUCCUAAAGUUCAUCAGAAAGGGCUUGUUGGUACAAAUGCAGAAGGAUUAGAACAUGAACUGGAAAUGUUAACUCAAAUUGUCACUGCAGCGAACAGAUCACCCGACAAUGAAAAUGAAUUGAUACGAUCUCGAUUAAGUAACAGUAGCUGUAAUACAGGUCAUUCAAAAGUUGAAGAUCUAGUCGAUUUUGGACCAGUUUAUCGUUGUUUACACAUUCAUUCCGUUUUAAAUGAACGAGCUGAAUUUGAGAGACACUAUUGUACUCAACGACGAAAACAGUGCCAAUUAGCGUUGAGUUUAUCACCAAAUCAACAGGUUGAAAUGCGUAAUUAUGGUGAAUUUUUCAGUUCUAUUUGUGGAUUUUUUGUUGUGGAUGAUUUUAUUCGACAUACACUAUCCGGUUCCUCAGCAUUUUAUCAAACGUAUUUAGAUGAAUUAUGGGUGCAUACAGUGAAUCGUUUAGUGGAUUUUGUACAUGUUAAUGCUAAAUCAUGUAAAUCACCAAAUGAUUUAAUUAAACUCAAAGAUUAUUUAAUUAUAUUUGAAAGAACUAUGGAGAAUUUAGGCUUUCCUGUAUCUGGUCUAUCAGAAACAAUAGGUAUUGUUCAAAGAUACUAUCAUCGACUGUUGGCUAGUCAAUGGAAAUCCAAGUUUGAAGCUAUAAUUUCGGAAGACAGUUACGAACCUAUUAAGAUUUCGGAUCCAGAAGAGUUAGCCAAAUUCCUUGAGAUAUACCCACCGGGUGACACAGUUGAAUUCUCAGAACUCCCUUAUCCUCGUCAGUUGUGUUUUUCAUGGAUGGUACCUAAAAUUUAUCAAACAGUACGUGAGUAUAUUGAUUUAUGCCAUCGAUUUUGUGAAAAUAUGAAUCUUGCAUACACGGAACUUGAAGAUACAAUCAAUCGUGCCACAAAUUUCCUCUUCACUCAAUGCCUGAAUGUUGUAUUAACAUCCGGUAUCCGAUCAUAUUCGCAGCAGUUAUCUCAUCUUACACAAUUCUGUAUAAAUUUGGACGAACUAGAAACAGUAUGUGGGCAUUUGGAUAAUUAUCUUCAAUACAAUGUCUUAGAUGAUGCUUCUGGUCGGAUAAAAGACUUCACAAUAUCUAAAGACAAUGAACAGGGUGAUUCAAGCAUGACUACAUCAGUCACAGUAAAUUCAGGAGCAAACCCACCGCGUAGUCGGUUACAUGGUACAUCAUUUCUUAAAGAUAUACGUGCAUUAGUUGAAGAUCAAAUAUGUAAUCAUCUGAAGGAUAGUGUUGCAGAAUUUAUCAAUUUAAGCAAUUAUGAUGACAUAGAUGAUAACAACAUUACUAGUAAUAAUCAAAGUAAUGAUCAACCUUGUCAUACAGUUGACGGGCGUAAUGGUAUAAGUUAUGUAACUAGUGUGCAAGCUAAACCAACUGAGAAUAUUGUCGAUUUAACAUCAUGGUUAAAAUCAGUAUUUGAUUCAUUUGCUAACCUGCCGCCAAAGAUAACUCAAACAGCUUGUAUAUCUGUUUGCAAGCAUAUUGCACGUUUAUUGUAUGACGUGUUGUUUGGUUCUCAAGUUCGUUCUCUUAAUGAGACAGGUCUUCAACAAUUGAGUAUUGAUUUAUCUCUGUGUGAGUCAUUUGCUCGUUCACAACCGGUUCCAGGUCUUGAUCGUUCUACCUUGUGGUUGAUUUUUGCAGAUUUACGCCAAUUAUUAGAUUUAUAUCAUAAAGAUGACUGGGCUUCAUACAUUGCAUUUCGUAAAAGAGUUGAUGGAUCAGGAAAAUAUGGAAGUCCGUAUGACCGUGUUCCACCAAGUGUAGCAAUUAAAUUACUAGAACGUGUUCGCGAGGCUGAUAAAAAGCGUACUGGAUUCCUUCAAGCUAUGCGUAAGGAGGAACGAGGUCGAAAGAAAAAGCUAGAUGAUAUUAUUCGUCAACUGCGUGAACUCAAUGUCACUCCUCGAAAUAAUUAA
Heterobilharzia americana is the source of this 2763-nucleotide messenger RNA. The record is from the annotation of a GenBank genome assembly. Lineage: Eukaryota; Metazoa; Platyhelminthes; Trematoda; Strigeidida; Schistosomatidae.